Molecule: messenger RNA, 480 nt
Organism: Aegilops tauschii subsp. strangulata
Lineage: Eukaryota; Viridiplantae; Streptophyta; Magnoliopsida; Poales; Poaceae
Source: RefSeq, a predicted model, not a curated record
AUGGACCCGGACCUGGCGCUCCACCUCGAGAUCGCCGCGGUGGUCGUGAUGGCGGUGAUCAUCGUCGCCGUGGCCGUCAUGGCAUCCGGCGGAGCCUGCGACGACGCGGCCGGCGCCACGGGGAGCGCCGCGGUGCACGACGCCGACGUCGAGGCCGCCCUCGGCGACGACACGCUUAUGACGUACGAGCUGGCGACCGCCAGGAAGAAGGAGAAGGCGAAGGACAAGGCGAAGGAGAAGGAGGAGGAGGAGGAGGAGGAGCGGUGCGCCCUCUGCCUGUCUGAUUACGGUGAGGGCGACGCCGGCGAGCUAGUGCGAGUGGUGCCGGCCUGCGGGCACUUCUACCACGCGAGCUGCGGCGUCGACAAGUGGCUCCGGAAGCACCGGACGUGCCCGCUCUGCCGCGGAGGGCUCCGGCCGCAGCCGCCGCUGCCGGGGUUGCCACGGCCGGAGUGCCCGCCGAUGCCGCCGUCCCAUUAG